Messenger RNA from Monomorium pharaonis (pharaoh ant), 2920 nucleotides. RefSeq lists its product as uncharacterized. Bases 381 to 1580 code for a protein of 399 amino acids. The record is from RefSeq and is a predicted model, not a curated record. The transcript has 6 exons. NCBI's taxonomy places the organism in Eukaryota, Metazoa, Arthropoda, Insecta, Hymenoptera, Formicidae.
GCGACGGAACAACCGUCAGUGUAAAUCAAAAUGGCGAGUGUGAUGACGGUCCGUGGCGGAUGGCGGCGCGUUUCGCUCGCACUCGCGUCUCUUUAAACGGGACGCACGCGAUAAUGUGAUCCACGUGACACUCGCGGUGACUGCGGAGGGCUACGAUCGGCGCGUUCGAAGGCUCGUCGCGCUGUUUUUUUUCCUCCCUUUCUCUCUCUCUCUCUCUCUCUCUCUCUCUUUCUCUUCCCUUCUUCGGCAGCGUACGAGCAACGUCCCGUGCAGCGUGACCGGACGUCCAAGCACCCUCCUGUCUCCAGGGGCGAAUUCACGACAGGGUGACAGCGACGCGCCCGAUCUGCCGCAGCUAAAUCAUACAUCCAGAUGACGCGAUGACGCUACAUUGGUGGAUGCACUGGUUCUGGGUUACUGCGCAAUUUCUUGUGAUUCUUGGGAGUCCUUUGCCGUCUACCACAUCGGACCCCCUUAAGUCCCAACCAUCCUCAAGGACGACGUCCUCGUCGAUUGAGAUCGAAGAUUAUCGUACGUCAAAGUCAACCAGACCGACUUUUCGUAUUGCCAAGGCUAUUGGACUUUAUCCACAGACAAAUACGGCCGUGGUGCCCGAUAGACAGCAAUCCGUCACUACUGUCGCCUCGUUGCUGCUGGAACGUGGAGGUACCGUCUCUGGGACGAACGUCCACGAGACAGUCGAGCUAAAUUUUCGUAGUAAUAUCUCUAACGUCGAACCGCUCAGCACGGCGACACCUCAGCGCGCCGCGGAGAACGUCGAAAGGAUCAGGAACUCUACCACGAAGAAGGACAGCAAGAUCACGUGGAUCUUGACAACAAACAAAUCGUCGGGUAGGCCGAAGUACGAUCAGGAAGAGAGGAACCAGUCUAGCGUCGCCAGCAGGAACGUCAGCUUCGAGGAAGUCGAGGAUCUCACCGUGCUACCUCUUCAAGAAGAAAUGUCGAAGGUCGAUCUCAUGUUGAAUAGGUCCUCUUUCGCAACAUCCUUGUCCGCGGCCGGGGCACCCGGUAACGCCGCGAUCAGGACGUUCAAUCGAUCCGAAGACGAGGUCGAGAUCGACGAGGAGGUGGCUCAGACGCAGCACUUCGCUACGGCGGCGUCUAUCCUUGAAGUUGGCGUGAGCGAGUCCACUCGUCUAAGUAGAGCGAGGAACACUUUCAUCACGCAGCACUUCCAAAGAGAUCAAGUGCAAGGAGACAAUCAGCCCCCUGAUUAUAACGAAACCGGUAGUAACGGCGAGAAUACUGAGCAAGGUUCGGCGACAUCCGCCGCGGGUAUAGCUGCUAUUACAGCCAGUUGUUUAGCGACUGUGGCCCUGCUCAGUACAAUGGGUAGUCUCGGAUUCAUUAUAUACAGGCGCAAGUACUUGAACCCUCCACAAACGUUGAACAGUGAUAAAUGCAGCAAUCCCGAUAGCUCCGGUUAUAUCGAUGAUUCCACUAUUCGCGAUAACUCGGAAGAAAUGUACAGUUUGGAUAACGAUUCGUUCCUAAAUUCGCUGGAGGCGAUGACAAUACAGAAUUACUGGACGGACAGUGUAAAGCAUACGAAGCUAUGACAAAAAAAGAUAACCCAUCCUGGAAAGAGAAUCGAGACGUUCAGCAUUUCCGACGGUGAAGCACACGAGCAAGUUUCUCUGCUUGAGCAAUAGUACUUACACAUCUGAGACGGAGCCGUAUUCUGAGAGAUUUGUGCAGGAAGCUUCGUUGCUCGGUGUAUGUCCAGAGGCGAUGAGGACGUUUGCAGCGUUUGUACGAGUCCCGUUAAUCAGUCUUGAUGGGUUGCAUCGAACGUUAGUUACCUUAGACUCUGUACAACGUAAAAAAUUGUAGAUCAAAAUUGCGCGAGACGGCGCGUAUCUGUAAACGUCAUUUCGCGACGUGCUGAUUUACGUCACUUCCAUCGUACCUAUAUUUUUCUACGACAGGCAAAGUCGCGUUGGACGAGAAGUGGCAGAAUUAUCCUCGGGAUAUUUCCAUUAACGAUAUAGUGCAAUAAAAUUAAAAUUGAUGUACUUUAUCAUUAAAUUAAUAAUAUUAUUCUAGAAAAAAGUAAGAGUACAAAUAAGGCUAUAUUAGUCCAUUAGCUAGAGCAUUUGCUAAAAUAACUAAAAGAAGAAUUAAUUUAAUAAGAAUAUUGAAGUAAUAUCCCUAGGAGAGUAUUUAUAGUACAAUGCUUCCAAUAACAUAAAUUGGAAUCUCGUAUGUACAAUGUUGUACUUACUGGUUUUAAAUCUUGAAUUUGAGUGCCGGUGUCUUCUACAGUUUCACUUUGAAGUUACAUUACAAUUACGAUGAUUAGCUCAGCCAUAUUGACAGUUGUUUAACCAUCAGAUAGCUGAAAUAUUUUCGAAGAGAACAGAUUUACGGAAGAUCGGACCAAAUCGUACGUAGAUCUAGCUUUACGCCUUUAUGACAUAUCCAGCAGAAUAUUGAUUCGUGUUUUCCAUUUGCGAGAAAUCUAGCUUGUACCCAUGUACAUAUACGUACCAUUGUAACGUUUUAUGUAUAGAUGUGCAAAUCUGUCGUUGCGCCAAGUGCGGCGUGAUUAAUUUUAAGUAGCGUUAGCAAUUACCCAGAUAUAUUUCUAUACAUCCAAAAUGGGGAAGGAAAAAAGACAGAAAAUCGAUUGUGAUAGAUCGUAGCGUUCAAUAUAUAUAAAUUUAUCUUUGGCUCGUCUAUGGUAACGGUUGUGAAUAAAUACCAUAUGUACAUGUAUUAUAUACAUUCCCGCCGUCCCUUUCCUUAUCUAUGAUCUUUAUUUUCAAUGUGAUCCGAUUAUUUCGAUUUGAAAUAGCAACUGGGCAGACGUCCGAAUUUUUACGAAUUUAGAUUUACAAUAUUUUACAAUAGAGCGUGUGUAAUAUAAUCUUUGUUCCAAAAAUUUAUUUAAAUAAAA